AAGAGACUCACUACAGGCCAGAAACAGGAAGAGGGGUUAUUUCCCCUUCUCAGAAAUCGAAACUUACCAGCCAGAACCUGCUGAAGCAAUUACUCAGCAGAGGAGUGCCCAGAUCCUGCAGGUACAGUUCUGAUAGAAGCAGGGCUUCGUGGACUAUGGCUCUCUUGUCCCAGGUGAGCCCAGACAGUCUGCAGACACAGGCGAUGGAGGAAGAAUUCCAGUUCCUGCUCUGCCAGGGAUGCCAGAAAGAACUCAGAAAUCCUAAGCUCCUGUCUUGCCUUCACACUUUGUGUGCUGACUGCCUGGAAGAGAACAAGCCUGUUGGCCAGUGCCCCAUCUGCCACGCUCCCAUCCCACAAGCCAGUGGGAUCCCAGACCAGGACAACCUGCUCUUUGCCAAUUUGCAGGCCAAGCUGAGCACCUACCAGAAGAUCGUCCAAGGCAAUGACCUGGUCUGUGACAACUGUGGGCAAGAGGGAGAGUUCUGGUGCUCUGACUGCAAGGAGUUCCUUUGUGUCAAGUGCUUUGAGACCCACCAGAGGUAUCUAAAGCGAGAGAGCCAUGAGGCCAAGGCGGUGAGGGAUCUCAAGAUGGGAUCUGCCAAGGAGUUUCUCGAUGGUUCCAGGAAGCUCAGUAACUUGUCCUGUCCCAAUCCAACCCACGCAAACCAAAUGCUGAGCAUCUACUGCAGAGAGUGCCAAAAACCGAUCUGCUGCAUCUGUGCUCUGCUGGACAGCCAGCACACAGGCAAGCACUGUGAUAUCAAGGUGGAAAUCCAGCAGAGGCAGCAGGAGCUGGGGAGCGUGAGUGAAGAGCUGAAGAAGAAGGAGGAACUCUUCCAAGAUGCCUAUUGUAACCUGAAGAGAAAAGCUGACCAUCUGGACCAGGUGAGGAAUGAAACCCAGGAGCUGAUCCAAAAGAGAGUUGAGCAGAUGGUGCAACUGAUCCGAGAGAAGGAGCAGGAACUGCUGGAGAUGGUGGAGAGGCAGCACCACCUGGGGAAUGAGGAGCUGGAGGGGAAGCUGCAGCAGACAGAAGCCGUGCUCAAGAGAAUGGGCGCCAGCAAGCAGCUGGUGGAGAAGAUGCAUCUCUAUGCAUCGGACCAGGAAGUAAUGGACCUGCACUCCUUCAUCAAGGGGUCACUGGAGGAGCUCAGGAAGCUGCAGCCCCUGGCCGUGGGAACCAGUAUCCAGGCUGGAGGCUUCGCCAAGUGUAAAGCCAGACUCCAGGCUCUGUUUGAAAGAGUGACUGGGGAGGGAGAAGCUGCCCCAGCUAGAUUCACAGAUAAUUUCAGCAAGGCCCCGUCAUUAUCUUUACCAGUGAAGAGGAAAGGAGUCCAAACCGAGGCCCCUGCGAAGGUGAUCAAGACUGAAGCUGAUGCAGGCAAAUGGGAGCAUUUAGCAAGGAAGCACCAGCAGAAUUUGCUGGAACAACCGGGGACCAGCUCCUCAACAUCAAGCAGCUCUUCAUGUGUGACUGACAGCUUCAGUGCAGCCAAAGCAACUGACUUGCUGGAAAAUAACAUCUACAAACUUUGUGAGCCAGAUGGUCCCACAGGUUGUUUGGACAGCUCUGAAGGGGAUGACAGUGAUGAAGAGUCAACAGACUCUAGUCUGCCAGACAACAUCAACAGCGUCAGUUGUGAGAGCAGCGAGGGAGACCUCCUGGCCUUUCCUGCUGGCAGCCCGAGGGAACUCGACAUAAGACAAGCAUCACUGCUCUUCUUCGACCUCAAGUUCUUGACAGUGAAUAAGGUCCUUCAGCUGGCUGUGGUGGAUGGAGAAAAGAGCUUUACCGUCUUGAUUCAGCCGCUGAAAUCUUUGCCUGGCUUGAUCUCAAAAGGCGGCGUCUGUGAGAUUGGUGUGAAGACAUUAUUCCACUACCUCUGCUCUGUCUACAAACCCAUUUUAGCAGGGUAUGACCUCUGGUCACCAGCCCUUCCUGUCCUGUUUCAAUCCCUAGAUCUCCUUAGCAAGAAAGAGGAGUUUAGUGCAGCUGUCUUUGGUUUCCUGGACAUCUUGCCCCUGAUUAAAGAGAAGAUCCCCAAGGCUGGGAGUUACAAACUGAAGAACCUGGCCAACACUUACAUUUGGCGGCAGCUCAGUGAUAACAGCCCCCUGGAUAAUGCAAAGGCCCUAAGGGAUCUGUGCACAGUUCUGGAGGUUGAUCUAGUGGAGGAUCCAAGGCCUGUGCUCACCUGCUCUAAUCUGGAAUGUUAUGCUUCCCUUCAGCCAUUGCUGAAUGAGAAACUUCUCAGUAAGCCUUCAGUGCAGAUGCUGUCCAUGCACAACGUGAGCCUUUCCAAGCUCCACACCUUAUACCUGAUGGACCCUGAGAAAGGGCUGCAGAAGUUCUGCAGGUUCUUCAAUUCUCGGCUGCAGAGCUCUGAGAAGAAAAUCCGAAAGCUAAGUAAGAUCAAAGCCCAUUUCCAGAGCCCACAGCCAUCAGCUGGGCACCAAGCAGCAGCAGCAAAUGAACUGCCACAAGCAAUAAAGAGUGAGCCAGACUACUGACAUACAUCUACAGUUCAGACAAAUAUAUCUGUGUAUGGCACCUCAGGUAUGAGGCUGAGCAGCAACAUUCAGCUCUCAGGUCCAGACUCCACCAGAAUUCAAGAAGUUUAGAUUCACCAUUUUCAGUUUGGCCCAUUAUUUAGAGCAGGGCCUGUUAAAAGCUCACAUCUAGAUCUGAACUACGAAUUUCAGGGAUGCUUGGAUCAGGUGUUUGGAAAGGGAGGUGGAGCUCUCCCCCCCCAUUUGUAUUUAUUUCAUGUACAAAACUUUGUUAAGGUGAAGUGCUUAGGACACUAGCCUAGGGAGACAUGGGUUCAAGUCCCUGCUCCACCACAGACCUCCUGUGUGACCUGGGGCAAGUCAUGUAGCCACUCUCUGCCUUAGUUUCCCUUCUGCACAAUAGGGAAAAUAGCCCUGCCCUGCCUCGCUGGAAUGUUAGGAGGCAGUGGUUAUAUUCUAUGGGACCAAAUAAAUACACAAGAUAGACCGCAAUCAGGAUUGCAGAGCCAUGUCAGUGGCUUGAGGACAUACUGCCUGUCAGGAAUAUUAAAGUCCCUCAAGCAUUAAACCCCCCAACGGUACAGAGUUAAGGGUGCUACUCUGAGCAGGACUCCUGGUAGUAAUAACUCUGCAAUCUGACCAUACAUGGUUUCCAUCAGUGCUGCCAUCAAUGGAGCUGCACCAGUAGUUACGGGACCUAAUUUUCCUAGUGCAGACAAGGCCUGUGUUACCUGAUAUAUCCAUUCCCUCCCUUCUGCUUGGUGUACAGCCCAGAUCCUCAAAAGUGUGUAGGCACAUAACUCAAUUGAGAGUCAGGCACCUAAAUACUUUUGAGGAUCUGGACCUACAUGACUAGAGGGAGGACUCUAUCCAGCCAGUACUUCCUUGUAUUUAUUAUCACCAUCAGCCUGGAGAGUAAACAACUUUUAUACAAUUAUAUGCACAAGAAUUGCCUAUGUGAUUGAUUCAGGGGGCUGGACUCGAUGACUUUUCACAGUUCCUUUUAGUCUUACAUGUCUAUGAUUGUGUCAGCAGCACGCAGGGCAAGGGGAAUUUUAAUUAUAAUAAAAUGAAUUGUCUUUGCUCCCUUCUAGAAGUGUGGCGUAGAUCCUCAAAGAUAUGACACCUAACUCACAUUGAUUUUGUGCAAGUUAGGAGCUUAAAUAUCCGUGAGGAUCUGGACCACUGUCCUCUUUGUAUUUUCCUACUUACCCUGCACCUUUCCUGCUACUUUCCAAUGUAGAUUGCAAAUUCCUUGGAGCAGAGAAUCCAUUGUCAUUGGUGUUUGUAAAGGGCUAUGUAAGUAAGAAAUAAAAUUCAUAAUUUGAUAUGAA
Molecule: messenger RNA, 3847 nt
Organism: Gopherus evgoodei (Goodes thornscrub tortoise)
Lineage: Eukaryota; Metazoa; Chordata; Testudines; Testudinidae
Product: protein PML-like
Exons: 8
Coding region: 156-2513 (785 amino acids)
Biological process (GO): PML body organization; intrinsic apoptotic signaling pathway in response to DNA damage; positive regulation of DNA-templated transcription
Cellular component (GO): chromatin; PML body; nucleoplasm
Molecular function (GO): ubiquitin-protein transferase activity; zinc ion binding
Source: RefSeq, a predicted model, not a curated record